AUGAUAGGCCGACAGAUUGACAGCCACGCGGCCUGUGUGCUUGUGAGCUACGAAUACAACUACGGCAUGUCGGGUGUUGUCAAAAACGCCUUCGACUUUGCCUUUGGUCCAUGGAAAGAAAGGCCAAUCGCCAUUGUCACAUACGGCCUUGACGGCGGCAAGACUUUGUCGGAACAAUUCAAUGAUACACUCGGCAAGAUGAGCCUGAAGGUUUCUUCAACCCCACCCCAAUUCGCCUUCGUGGGUGGUCUCACGGGUGCUGAUACCGGGCCAGCCACAUUGACUGGGAAACUCGUCAAGGAGUCGCUGGACAGGUGCACUGACAAGGCGGCUGAAGAUGUUAUGAAGGCAAUUAAGGAUGUUGUCGCAAAAGCUCUGUCACUACCAACCGGAACUAAAGCGUAA
Exophiala aquamarina CBS 119918 is the source of this 405-nucleotide messenger RNA. RefSeq lists its product as uncharacterized. The transcript has 2 exons. The coding region runs from base 1 to 405 and encodes 134 amino acids. The record is from RefSeq and is a predicted model, not a curated record. Gene Ontology annotation, molecular function: oxidoreductase activity. Lineage: Eukaryota; Fungi; Ascomycota; Eurotiomycetes; Chaetothyriales; Herpotrichiellaceae.